GUCGUAAAUCUCAUAUUUCUCAUAGGCCGGUGUGACUGAUAGACCCGAUAGGCCAGAUUGGAGCCUGCACGGAUCGUCCCCACCUCUAGAUUAUCAAGCAAUGUGAUGCCAUCAUAAUCUUUUGUAAAUAAAUCAUCUUUUUAUAAAAUUACAGAGAGCAGCUUCGGUUUGAGGGUUUGACAGAAGUGAAUGCUGAGAGAGUACACAACACCACAACCAAUCUCAUUUCAAAUCCGCAGCUUCAAUAGGCAAUGGUUUCUCCAUCGACUUGGUUUCGAUACAUAUCGCACAAGUUCCAGUAUUCUGUCUCUCUCAGCCGGAAGAACUAUACGCAAGGUCAAAUCAGAGACAUUGAAUUACUUGAUUCAAUUGGGAGAUAUUUAUUUCAGGGAAAGCUGACCUAUUUACAUUGGAAUAAAGGAGAAGAGAUGGCCCCAAUUAUAGGGGGGCAAGGUGGAACUCUUCUUGUACGGAAGUUACCAGCUGCAGAUCCAAUGCAUGUUUUUAUUGGAGAUGUUGUGGUGUUGAAGGACCCUGAAAAAUCAGAAAACUACCUAGUAAGACGAUUAGCUGCAAUUGAAGGGUAUGAAAUGGUGUCUACUGACGAGAAAGAUGAGCCUUUUGUUCUUGAAAAGGAUCAAUGCUGGGUUUUGGCUGACAAUGAAAACAUAAAGCCGGAGGAAGCCCAUGACAGUCGAAUCUUUGGUCCAGUUCCCAUGACAAAUAUUGUUGGAAGAGUUCUUUAUUGUCUUCGUACAGCUGUAGAUCAUGGCCCUGUCGUGAACAGUCAUGUCAGCAUGGAAAAGGAUUCACCAGUGUUAGAGGUGGAACUGGAUGUGGAUGAUAUGGUGAAAAAUCACAAAGCGUAGACUCUGCCCUCACUGAGCACUGACUCCUGUAAUCCUGUGGUUUGUAUUGACUGUCUCUUUUCUUGUCAGCGGUAUUCAUUAGUUAUCUGGUUAAGUAGCAAGGGAAUAAUACAAGACGAUCUUUAGGUUCAUCCCCUGUGGUAGGUGCUGUAUUUAUGGUUUUCCUUGACCAGGUGUGACUGUUGGGUAAUCUGAGCCUUUCCUUUAGAUUAGCAAAUACAAAGAGACUUGUCUGCAUAAGUUUCAACAAUGUUUAACGUUGUGUUGGAACAUAAUGUAGUCACCAAGGCUAGCCGAAGAACUGGAAAAAAAAAAUUAGGAAAAACCAAUUCAUUAACAUCUAAGAAAAGCAUUUUUUUCUCA
Messenger RNA from Mangifera indica (mango), 1232 nucleotides. RefSeq lists its product as uncharacterized. Gene Ontology annotation, molecular function: serine-type endopeptidase activity. The record is from RefSeq and is a predicted model, not a curated record. NCBI's taxonomy places the organism in Eukaryota, Viridiplantae, Streptophyta, Magnoliopsida, Sapindales, Anacardiaceae. The transcript has 5 exons. The coding region runs from base 252 to 869 and encodes 205 amino acids.